Molecule: messenger RNA, 317 nt
Organism: Calypte anna (Anna's hummingbird)
Lineage: Eukaryota; Metazoa; Chordata; Aves; Apodiformes; Trochilidae
Gene: CTXN3
Product: cortexin 3
Source: RefSeq, a predicted model, not a curated record
GCUUCUACUCUGACCUCAGCAAACUGAUGAUGAAAAGAAGGCAACUGUGGGAUUAUUCAUUUCAGCUUCCCUGGAUGAUGGAUGAAGAGAUUGUCACUGCCACUCUGAUGCCAUCUGGGAACAUGACACCAAAUUCUAGCAUGACCCUGGAAUAGAAAACAACGUUUGCCUUUGUGAUUUUGUUAUUUAUUUUCUUGGAUCUCAUUGUUUGUUUCUUCUGAAUUCUCCUCAUCCUCUACCACAGUAUGCCAACCUCAACAUGGGCUGAUGGGCUCGAGGGCCUGGAGAAAGACCAGUUUGACUAUGCUCUUGCUUAG